Molecule: messenger RNA, 964 nt
Organism: Brienomyrus brachyistius
Lineage: Eukaryota; Metazoa; Chordata; Actinopteri; Osteoglossiformes; Mormyridae
Product: G-protein coupled receptor family C group 5 member B-like
Exons: 1
Coding region: 41-952 (303 amino acids)
Biological process (GO): G protein-coupled receptor signaling pathway
Cellular component (GO): signaling receptor complex; intracellular membrane-bounded organelle; plasma membrane
Molecular function (GO): protein kinase activator activity; G protein-coupled receptor activity; protein kinase binding
Source: RefSeq, a predicted model, not a curated record
UCAACCCAUUAAAUGAUUCCUUUCUCUCUCCCUGCCAGUGAUGGCUCCCUCUAUCAAUCUCUUCACCUUCCUCGUCCUGUCCCUGGUGGGGGGCAGCUCUUCAUGGGACGAAGCUUCGCCUUGCGGAUCCGGCUCCAUCCUGACAAGGCCCUACACGGCCUUGUGUGAGCUGGAUGCGGUGUGGGGCUUGGUGGUGGUGGUGGCGGCAGCGGCGGCGGCCCUCGCCUCGCUGAUCCUGCUCCUGGUGGUACUGUGUCGCCUGCGGAAGAUCACAGAGGCUGAGGAGCGCAGCGGGGUGGCGCCGCUACUCCUGCUGCUCGCUGCCAUAUUUGGGCUCUGUGGCCUCAGCCUGGGAUACAUCGCUGAGCACCAAGAGAGCCUCUGCUUCGCCCGGCGUGUCCUGAGGGGGGUGUUGCUUGCUGUCUGCAACACCUGCCUAGUGUUCCAGGGUCUGCGACUGCGCCGGUUGGGACAAGGUGCUCAUAGCCCCAGCACAGGUCAACUGAUGGGGCUGGCGGUGGCCUUGGCCGUGUUGGAUCCGGAGUGGAUCCUUCUAGCCACGAUGUCCACGUGCCAGCCAGCCUGUGAAUACCAGCCGCUGGACUUUGCGCUGGCCACCACGUAUGUGCUGGUCCUGCUCCUGGCAGCACUGGUGGGGGCGGCCUGCAGUCUGUGGAGGCAGCAGCCACGGUGGAGGUGCAGGACCACGUGGCUGCUCAUAACCUGCCUGGCCUCAGUCCUGCUGUGGGUGGCCUGGAUCACCUUCUGCCUGUAUGGCAACGCGGCGCUUGGCCUGUCCCCAACAUGGGACAACCGGGUACAGGCAGUGGUGCUGCUGGCACAGGCAUGGCUGCUCAUACUGCUGCACGCUGCUCCUGAGCUCCACGCCACCUUACGGCCCCCGUCCCGCAUGAGAGAGGCCAGUUUAGAGGAGGGCCUUUCUCACGUGUAGUUUGGAGCAAAC